Molecule: messenger RNA, 840 nt
Organism: Ceratosolen solmsi marchali
Lineage: Eukaryota; Metazoa; Arthropoda; Insecta; Hymenoptera; Agaonidae
Gene: Naxe
Product: NAD(P)HX epimerase
Exons: 1
Coding region: 98-790 (230 amino acids)
Cellular component (GO): mitochondrion
Molecular function (GO): NAD(P)HX epimerase activity
Source: RefSeq, a predicted model, not a curated record
CCUUGUAAUACAUAAAAUUUUAAAAUCAUUUCUAUUUUUACAAAUAUAUACUUUUUAUACCAAAGUCUUCAAUACAAAUCUAAUAUAUCAAAAAGAAAUGGUCAAAUAUCUCACUCAAUCGGACGCAAUAAAUAUAGAUAACGAACUGUUUGAAAAGUACAAAUUUAGUAUUGUUCAAUUGAUGGAAUUAGCUGGUCAAAGUUGUGCCAUUGCAAUUAAAAAAUGUUAUCCACUUGUUGCUAAUAACAAAAAUAAUAUUUUGGUUUGUUGUGGUCCAGGAAAUAAUGGUGGUGAUGGUCUUGUUUGUGCAAGACAUUUGAAGCUUUUUGAAUAUUCUCCAGUGUUAUAUUAUCCUAAAAUAACAAACAAUGCUAUACAUAAAAAUCUACUUCAUCAAUGUAUACAAAAUGAGAUUCCAAUUUUAGAAUCAGUAACACAAAUAAAAAAUGUCAAUGAAUAUAAACUUAUAGUAGAUGCAUUGUUUGGAUUUAGUUUUAAGCCUCCAGUUAAAGCAGAAUUUGUACCAAUUAUUGACAUUCUUAAAAAAUCAAGCAUACCUAUAUGUAGUAUUGAUAUUCCAUCUGGAUGGGAUGUUGAAAACGGCGCACUUGAGGAAGGUGGUAUAAAACCUGAAAUGCUGAUUUCAUUGACAGCACCAAAGCUUUGUGCUUACAAAUUUAAAGGAAUUCAUCAUUAUCUUGGAGGUCGAUUUGUACCUAAAAAACUUGAGCUAUCAUAUGAACUUAAAUUGCCAAAGUAUCCUGGGACUGAGUUAGUUAUAAAACUAUAAUUUAUUUUGUUAUAAUGUGUAACUACUUUUAUGAUAAAAAAAAUUAAAAA